Molecule: messenger RNA, 1930 nt
Organism: Lactuca sativa (garden lettuce)
Lineage: Eukaryota; Viridiplantae; Streptophyta; Magnoliopsida; Asterales; Asteraceae
Product: putative aminotransferase ACS12
Biological process (GO): amino acid metabolic process; biosynthetic process
Molecular function (GO): pyridoxal phosphate binding; aromatic-amino-acid:2-oxoglutarate transaminase activity; L-aspartate:2-oxoglutarate transaminase activity
Source: RefSeq, a predicted model, not a curated record
CAAAGAUUCCAAGUAACAUAAACAAAAAGGAUCACUCCACAGCCAAGCAACACAAACGCUUCUAGAUUUCCGAUACUCUUUCUCCACACGAUAAUCAAAAAAACGCCCACCGCCGGCAAGUUUCCGGCGGCUCAGAUGACCCAAACAGGUCCCCGGAGAAUCCAGAACUCCGGCCUGGAGGAAGAAUCGCAGGAACAAUCCCAAUCAUCUUCAACAGGUAUGCGACUCAUUGUUCCCUUGCAAGGAAUAGUUCAAGGUCGAGGUGGCUUAAUUUUAGGUUCAGUAAUUCCUUGUGCUAUGUUCUACUUCCUCCAAUUCUACCUCAAACGACGCCGUUCACCGCCGAACCCGCGGCAAGAGCAGACCUCGAACCCUCCGUCGCCGACUCCUUCGUCGUCUAAUCUACCGGAGCUGUCUAGGUCAGCUUCCCGCUCUAAUCUGUUGUCUCGUGGCUCAAUUGUUAGGCCUCAUGUGUCUGCUAGGGUUCAUUCUAUUGCGAAAUCGAACGCUUCUCCUUAUUACAUUGGGUUGGAUAGAGCUUCUGAAGAUCCUUACGACAGAGUGAAUAAUCCCAACGGUGUUAUUCAGCUCGGAUUGGCAGAAAACCGGCUGACACUUGAUUUGAUUGAAAAUUGGAUCACUGAGAAAUUGAACGAUUCUAUACUUGGAGCAGAAGGUUUGAGUGUUAGUGGCAUUGCUACCUACCAACCAUUUGAUGGAAUAAUGGAGUUAAAAGUGGCCAUGGCUGGAUUCAUGUCACAAGUUGUGGGAAAAACAGUGUCAUUUGAUCCAUCACAAAUUGUGUUAACUUCUGGUGCAACUGCUGCUAUUGAGAUACUUUGCUUUGCUUUAGCUGACCAAGGAAAUGCAUUUCUUAUACCUGCUCCAUACUACCCCGGAUUUGACAGAGACAUGAAAUGGAGAACAGGAGUAGACCUAAUACCUGUCCAUUGUAGAAGCUCAGAUAACUUCACUUUAACCAUUCCUGCACUCGAUCAAGCUUUCAAUCAAGCAAGAAAACGAGGUCAAAAAGUCAGAGGAAUCCUUUUAUCAAACCCAUCAAACCCAAUUGGAACCCUAAUGACCCGUGAAACCCUUUUCAAUCUCCUCGAUUUUGCCCGUGAAAAGAACAUCCAUAUCAUAUCAGACGAAUUAUUUGCAGCCUCAACUUUUGGAGAAGAUGAAUUCAUAAGCAUGGCAGAAGUUCUAGACUCACAAGAAGAUCCUGACAAAGAUCGGGUCCAUAUUGUAUACGGAUUAUCCAAAGAUUUAUCCCUACCCGGGUUUCGGGUUGGAGUUAUAUACUCAUAUAACGAAACCGUAUUAGCUGUUUCCAAAAAGAUGACAAGAUUCUCUCCAAUUUCAGCUCCUACACAACGGUUAGUAACUUCUAUGCUUUGUGAUUCGAAUUUUAUAAAAGAAUAUAUAAAAAAGAAUCUAGAAAGGUUAAGGGGUAUGUAUGAGUUGUUUGUUGGAGGUUUGAAGGAAUUAGGGAUUGAUUGUGUGAAAAGUAGUGGGGGGUUGUAUUGUUGGGUUGAUAUGAGUGGACUAAUUCGCCCUUAUAAUGAGAAAGGGGAAUUGGAUUUAUGGGAAAAGAUGUUGAAUUUAGGUAAGAUUAACCCUACCCCUGGUUCUUGUUGCCAUUGUAUUGAACCAGGGUGGUUUAGGUUUUGUUUUACUACUUUAGAGAAAGAAGAUGUUAGUGUAGUUAUGGAAAGGAUUCGUGGAGUUGUUGAAACUUGUAAAUAGUUUUCUUGAAUAUUGAUUGAAUGGAAUUGUGAUGUUAGUGUUUAAAGGAAAAGAUUGUUAGGUUUUUCGUUUUUGUGUAAUGUUAGUUGAUUUGAGGAGAAAGAUAGUGAUUUUUUAAAUGUAGGGAAUAGUAGCACAAGAUUAAUAUUUGAUUUUGUCCAUAUGGUUUCAUUUUGUGUAA